Molecule: messenger RNA, 1159 nt
Organism: Folsomia candida
Lineage: Eukaryota; Metazoa; Arthropoda; Collembola; Entomobryomorpha; Isotomidae
Exons: 4
Coding region: 104-1069 (321 amino acids)
Source: RefSeq, a predicted model, not a curated record
GUCAACAGCACUCAUCGGCAAUUGCCAAUCUAUGUAAAUGGUGUUGUAUUCUUCUGCCACUUAAUUAUAGUUUGGAUUACAUGUCAAACAUCACUUGUUGAAAAUGGCGAGAUUUUGGGAAAGUUUCAUCUUUAUUGCGACUUUUACUUUUGCAUUCCACAAUGGAGUCACCAACGCAGUCACGCAUACCGUCGCCACAACUUCACAAUUCCAAGCAGCCCUCAGAGCCGUGUUACCGGGCGAUGUAAUAAUUUUGCAGGACAAUACCGAGUUUAAUGGCUUCUUCCGGGCAGAGGUUAGUGGUACAGCGCAGGACAGAAUCGUGAUUCAGGGAACUUCCACUUCCGUUUUGACCGGAUGGUCAAGUGCGUUUAAUUUAGAAGCUUCGUAUUAUACGUUGAGAGGAUUUACCAUUGCCAAUGCAAAGAAAGGUAUUUUAAUCGAUGGUGGAAACUUCAACGUGCUCGAAGAUUUGACUAUUCACACGAUUGACGAAGAGGGAGUGCAUUUCAGAUUUUUCAGCAGUGACAACAUUGUACAAAAUUGUGAAAUUUAUGAUACUGGAAUCACACGACCAGGUUAUGGCGAAGGAGUAUACAUUGGUCAAGACUACAGCAAGUGGGCCAGCCCCAACGAACCGGACAAGUGUGAUAGGAACAUCGUCAGAAACAACAGGAUUGGUCCUUGUGGAGGUGAAAAUAUUGACAUCAAGGAAGGCUCCUGUUGUGGACUGAUUGAAGGGAAUACUUUCGAUGGGAGGGGAAUGUCAUUCGUCAACUCGGACGAUAGCUGGAUUGACGUCAAGGGCAGUGAUUACUUGAUUCAGAACAAUACAGGAGUUUACUCGAUCAAGGAUGGGAUUCAGGUCAGGACACAUAUGCCACCGGGUGGGGUGAGCGGAUGUAGGAAUAUAUUUAGGAAUAACCUCUUCAACCUUAUCGGGAAUACUGGAGGGGUGGGGAUUUAUUUGAACAGUCAAGUACAAUGUGAUAAUUCGUCGCAAAUUUAUGCUGAUAAUCGUGUCACGACUGGCGAACCCUUAACAAAUGGAUGGGUAAUCCCUGUUUGAAAAUAAUUAGAAAACUUAACUCCAAACUUAUACGUGUACAACUACUAUGAAUAAAUUGUCUGAAAUGUGAAAGACAAAGUUUACAUGCGA